UCUCUGAUCCAGUUGAAAUAUUUCAGGUGCCGAAAGAAAGUGGACGAGGCGAGCCACCAUUGCUGCCGAUUCUCUUACCCGGGCAGCAGCAGCAAAAACAAACGCCACAGGAGGACUUUUGGUGUGUAUUUAUUUUUGUACUUCCAAGCCUAGAGGGAAGUUUAUAUUGUUUCUGCCGGGGCGGUCGUCUCUUGAGAAGCACCACCAAGUCUCCUACCUUGUCUAUUGGAUGGUUCCUCCCACUUUCACCCUACCAAUUUCGCAACUCUUGUUUGGACAAUCUCGCCGAACAUCCGGAUUUUUUUCUUUACAACCUUUUUAGGAACUUGGAUUGAAGCAGAUACUAUGACCCUCCAACAGACCACUGAAUGUCAACAUCACAUGUGGUGGAUUUACCUAUGAGAGACGCAAGAUGAUAAAGUGAAGGCAUCUAACUUCUACUUCCAAAGACUUUUAAAUAACUUUUUUUUUGUAUUAUCAUUAUUGAUCCUGGAGAGACCACUUCUGCAUACGGUGCAGACCCGAACUUGUGGCCCAUGUGUAGCAGGGCAUCUGCAGUAUCUUGUGGAAUCACCUAGCAAGCCCAGAGUUCUUUUGUGGAGCCUUACGCCUGUUUUUUUUCGAUCCGACGUCUCUGCUCGAAGCUGUUUGCACAAGGGGGCAGAACCCACUACUCAAUGGCAUGGGCCAAGUUCUUCAGAAAGCCAGGGGGCAACCUGGGGAAGUCCUACCAGCCGGGGAGUAUGCUGUCUCUGGCGCCCACCAAAGGACUGCUGAACGAGCCGGGUCAGAACAGCUGCUUCCUCAACAGCGCUGUGCAGGUCCUAUGGCAGUUGGAUAUCUUCAGACGCAGCUUGAGGCAGCUACCUGGCCACUUCUGUUUGGGGGAGUCGUGCAUUUUUUGCGCAUUAAAGGGCAUAUUUUCCCAGUUCCAGCACAGUCGGGAGCGAGCGCUGCCCUCGGACAACCUCCGUCACGCCUUGGCGGAGACCUUUAAAGACGAGCAGCGCUUCCAGCUGGGCUUCAUGGACGAUGCAGCCGAGUGCUUUGAGAAUAUACUGGAGAGAAUACACCUGCAUAUUGUGCCUGAAGAGACUGAUGCGUGUACCUCAAAGUUCUGCAUCACCCACCAGAAGUUUGCCAUGUCCCUUUACGAACAGUCUGUGUGCCGUAGCUGUGGGGCAUCCUCUGACCCGCUGCCGUUUAUAGAGCUGGUGCAUUAUGUCUCCACCACCGCACUCUGCCAGCAGAUGCUUCAGCGGAAGGACGAUUCAUUUGGAGAACUGUUACAAGCAGCAUGCACGGUUGGAGACCUGAGGAACUGUCCUAGCAAAUGCGGCCAGAGAAUUCGCAUCAGGCGCGUCCUAAUGAACUCCCCGGAGAUCGUCACCAUUGGCUUUGUCUGGGAUUCUGAUCAGUCGGACCUCACCGAGGAUGUGAUCCGCUCAUUAGGGCCUCAUCUCAGUCUCUCUGCGCUUUUCUACAGGGUGACUGACGAGCACGCAAAGAAGAGCGAGCUGUUGCUGGUGGGGAUGAUCUGCUACUCCAGCCAACAUUACUGUGCCUUCGCCUACCAUACCAAGUCUUCCAAGUGGGUCUUCUUUGACGACGCCACAGUUAAAGAGGUGGGGUCCAAGUGGAAAGAUGUGGUCAGCAAAUGUAUUAAAGGUCAUUUCCAGCCUCUUUUGUUGUUUUACGCCAACCCUGACGGCAGCGCCAUUAGAGCUGAGGACGCAUUACAGCAGAACCUAAGCCAGACACAAUACAAGACCUCUGUCAAUGGAGAAGGUAUUCAGUCCCCGCUUCCAUCCCCCAAGAAGCUGGACCUGACCAAGGAGAAUCUGCUUGCUCUGCUGGGUCAAGGCCCCUUAAAGCAGAAAACUACUUCCACCUUUAGCCGGGGAAAUUCCCAUAACAGCGGGGGACGAGCGACAGUGCAAAUUGGUGCCGGCAAUCCCAAGCAUCAAUUCAAAGAGAUUAUCAGGGAAGUCGCCCAUCGAGCCGAUGGUGAGGUGCCUCCAUUUAGAAGAGACUCUGAUCGGCGCGGUCAGCGCAGGCCAGAGACACGCAACAGAGCUCAAGAACGCUUCUCCUCUCGCUCAAUCUCACCACCGGAAAAUGGUUUCAAGCAACACUUGGAGACUCGCCUGUACAGCAGCCAGGGAAAAGGCCCUACCCGGAAUGACCGACCGGCUACCCACCUUAGCAAUAGGUCUUCCCAGGAGGAACUCCGAUCCAAUUCAAAGAUUCGGAUGCUACACAGUGUGCCCAGUAGCAGCCACUACAGCAGAAGAGCUGAGCAUCACUCCAAUGGCUACAACUCCGACAGCAGCCAGGACUCUCGAGAGCGUCCUGGAAGCGCCGGGAAUGGCCACAGUAGCAGCAGCAGCAGCAACAGGUCCAGCCGUCCCUGGAAGCCCAUGCGAGAGGCGCUCAAUGUUGACAGCGUUUUACGCGGCGGAAAUGGCGGUGGAGCAGGUCCAGAGCGGAGGCCGCACAGCCCCCAGAGGCGACCCAGCGGCAAGUCGCAGGACUGGGACCUGACUUGGGGUGGCCGGGAGGAGCGCAAGCCCAAGAGCCUAAUGACCAUAUACGAGGACGAACUGAGGCAGGGGACAGGGAGCAGCCGUAGCUCACUGGACUCCAGCAAGGACAGGUCAAAGGGCACAGGCACCCUGAAAGUCUACGACAACUGGAAUAUCCAGCGGACUGAAUCGGGCUAUGAGAGCAGCGACAGGAUUAGCAACAGCUCAGCAAACUUGGACUCGCCUGUGGUGGAUAACUUUUCGUCCAAAGAGCUACGACCCAUACACGAGCUGCAUUUGAACCGGGAUCAGUUUCCUCCAAGGGGAAGUGAUGACAGCGUCAUGCGUGCUGAAUUUUCCACUGGUGAACAAGGGAGAAAAUCUCCGGACCUGCAUGACUCAAACAACCAAUUACAAAGACGAAGAGCCUUCCGCUACACGCCUGGAGUCAUACAAGAUGACCUGGACAGCGAAAGGGAAGAAAAUGUGGACAGCCCAAUCAGCCCGGUGCCGCCUUACUUGACGAAGGCUCACAGCUUUGAGUGGAACAAUUCAGAUGACCUGGCAGGAUCCUUCUCAGAGCAAGAAGAUGCCACCACCAAUGGACCUUUUCUGCACGACAUCCCGCCGCCUUUACCACCAAAAACUAUUUUGAAAGAUGACGUUGACCAAUUCGAACCGCCGGAGAUACCACCGCGCUUGAGUGGAGACAUAAACAGCACAGCACCUAUGCUCUUGCACACCACCCUCAUCCGUUGGAUUGACACUCCCGCCGAGCACAGGCACUGGUCCGACACCAGCUCCAAGUCCUCUGACCAGGACAGGAACGAGCUGUCAGCCAGCGAGGGCGAAGAGAGGAAACCGGGCCCCGAUGGCGCCGACUCCCCUGACGUAGUUCUACCUACUACCUACUUCUCUGUUGAUAAUUGCAUGACCGACACCUAUCGGGCCAAGUACCACAAGAGGCCCGCCUUGUACAUGAGAGCAGAUGAGCACACAUCUUCUGGGGAGAGUGACGUGGACACCAGAGGACUUCCUGCGCAGGAUGUGGAGACGUCUGAGCUUUCCGGCAACCAGCCGGAGCCAGGCUACUCUUCUUCUUCUUCUUCUUCCACGAAGCCUAUCGCAAAGUGGUUCCCUGUGACACAAAAAGGACUGGACGAGCAUGGUUUCCUAUAGUUGGAGCAAAAGCAACAAUAACUACGAAUAUCCCAAAAAAAACCCACUAUGCAUUACGACUGUUGUACAGUUUGAAUGUCAGAAAAACAACAUGCAAGAAUGUGCAAGCCAAAGAGAUUGUUUGAAAAAAAGGAUGAAUAUUAAAUUUGCACAAGUAGAAAGGUACGGCAAAAGAGGAUCACUCAGAGAGCCCUUUUAUCAGCAUUACCAAGUUAAAGACGAUGGAACGAAAACUUGUCCAAUAAUGGAAAUUUUUCACCAUUUGGACAGUCUUUCUUUGUACUUUAGUAGAUCCUAGGGAUCUGUGUGGGUAUCGAGGUGUCUUCAUUCUAUCUCUCCAAUAAACGCCGCCCGAUCAACUCUCCUAAGGUGAUGGGCAAUUAUAGCCAAAUGCUAGUAAGCACAAAUGUCUUAUCACUGUAUCGUCACUACUGACACUCCGAGCUCUUUGUUUUUGUUGCAAAACAUACAAGCGUUCCUAUAGUAAAAUGUUGUAUUUGUUUUUGGCUCCCUAUUUUCAUACGUAAUGCAGAGUUUUUACUGCAUAGUGCCUUUUUGUAUUUUUAUUUUCAAAAUGACAAAAAGUUUGCAUCAGAAACAUUAUUUGUACAAUGUUUUGAUUCCAGAGAUUUUUGCAUUUAAGUUUUAUUUUUAUUGAUCGCCACUUGUUAAACAAAAUAAACGAAUGUUCAAGUA
Molecule: messenger RNA, 4400 nt
Organism: Nerophis lumbriciformis (worm pipefish)
Lineage: Eukaryota; Metazoa; Chordata; Actinopteri; Syngnathiformes; Syngnathidae
Gene: usp53a
Product: ubiquitin specific peptidase 53a
Biological process (GO): sensory perception of sound; protein deubiquitination; response to auditory stimulus
Cellular component (GO): cell-cell junction
Molecular function (GO): cysteine-type deubiquitinase activity
Source: RefSeq, a predicted model, not a curated record